Salvia splendens (bonfire salvia) is the source of this 2242-nucleotide messenger RNA. RefSeq names its product splicing factor 3B subunit 2. Lineage: Eukaryota; Viridiplantae; Streptophyta; Magnoliopsida; Lamiales; Lamiaceae. The transcript is spliced from 18 exons. The record is from RefSeq and is a predicted model, not a curated record. Gene Ontology annotation, cellular component: nucleus. Bases 141 to 1910 code for a protein of 589 amino acids.
UACUUAGAAAUAGCCCAACAGUAUUAUCCGCAAAACUCCACAGAUUUGAAGCCGCUUCCGAUCCCGGCAAAUUCAAUCUGCACACGAAAGGGGGAGAAUAUUAGGGCUGAUUCAGCUCGUGCAAACCAACCAAAUUCAGGAUGCCGGUGGAAGUUGCGAACGGCGUCGCAGAAUCUCUUUCGGUCCCCAGCGGCGAUCUCAAAUCGCAAAACCCUAAGGCCGCCGCGAAGAAGUCACGGGAAACCGAGAAGCGCAGGAGGAGGCGGAAGCAGAAGAAGAACAAGCAGAGCAACGCCAACGGAAAUGACAGCGACACUGCGGCGGAGGACGCCGACGGCGGAUCGCAUGACAGUUCUAAGGAGAACUCUGACCCUGCCAAGGCUUUGGAACUAGUAGAGGUUGAAUAUGUACCAGAAAAAGCAGAAUUAGAUGGCGUUGAUGAGGAAUUCAGGAAGGUUUUUGAGAAAUUUAAUUUCAUGGACAACACGGUUGCUGAGGAAAAUGAUAAAAAGGAUGAGACUGCCCCUGAUCCAGCAUUAAAGAAGAAGGCGGACUCAGAUUCUGAAGAAGAGGAACAAGAUACUCAGCAAAAAGAAAAGGGAAUCUCUAAUAAAAAGAAAAAGCUUCAACGUCGGAUGAAGAUUGCUGAACUGAAGCAGAUUUGUACAAGACCUGAUGUUGUUGAGGUAUGGGAUGCAACUUCUUCAGAUCCAAAGCUGUUGGUAUAUCUCAAGUCAUACCGAAACACUGUUGCAGUACCACGACACUGGUGCCAGAAAAGGAAGUUUUUACAGGGAAAGAGAGGUAUCGAAAAACAGCCUUUUCAACUUCCUGAUUUCAUUGCUGCUACAGGAAUAGAGAAAAUUAGACAAGCUUACAUUGAAAAAGAGGAUAGUAAAAAGUUGAAACAAAAGCAACGCGAGAGAAUGCAGCCUAAAAUGGGAAAGAUGGACAUUGAUUAUCAGGUUCUUCAUGAUGCAUUCUUCAAGCAUCAGACUAAGCCGAAAUUAACAUAUCAUGGCGAUUUGUAUUAUGAGGGGAAGGAAUUUGAGGUGAAACUACGAGAAAUGAAACCAGGGACAUUGUCACAUGAGUUAAAAGAGGCUCUAGGCAUGCCUGAUGGUGCCCCUCCACCAUGGCUCAUCAAUAUGCAGAGAUACGGUCCUCCACCUUCUUAUCCUCAUCUAAAAAUCCCCGGGCUUAAUGCACCUAUUCCCGCUCGAGCUAAAUUUGGCUAUGGACAUGGGGAAUGGGGCAAACCUCCCGUUGAUGAAUAUGGACGUCCCCUCUAUGGAGAUGUAUUUGGCUUUGUACAGCAAGAUGAACCCAAUUAUGAGGAAGAACCAGUUGAUAAGAGUAAGCACUGGGGUGACUUGGAGGAGGAGGAGGAGGAAGAAGAGGAGGAGGAAGAGGAGGAGGAAGAGGAGGAACAGAUGGCAGAAGAGGAACUUGAAGAUGGCAUACAGUCCGUCGACAGCCUUUCAAGCACUCCUACUGGUGUUGAAACCCCUGAUGUUAUUGAUCUUCGGAAGCAGCAGAGGAAGGAACCUGAUAGGCCUCUCUACCAAGUGCUUGAAGAAAAAGAAGAGAAGAUAGCACCAGGAACCCUGCUUGCACCAGGCCACACGUAUGUCAUUAACACUGGAACACAAGACAAAUCUGGUGGUGCAAAGAGGGUUGAUUUGCUAAAAGGUCAGAAGUCAGAUAAGGUGGAUGUCACAUUGGCACCGGAGGAGUUGGAUGCGAUGGAGAAUGUUUUGCAAGCCAAGUACGAGGAAGCCAGAGAAGAAGAGAAGUUGCGCACCCAGAAGGAGGAUUUCAGUGACAUGGUUGCUGAGAAUGCGAACAAAAGAAAACGGAAGAUGCAGGAGAAGGAGAAACAGUCGAAAAAGAAGGAUUUCAAGUUUUAACUGCUGCAACUUGGCUGGAGAUUCGAUGGAUGGGUUUGAAUGUAGUUGUUGGGGGUAUUUGUAUUGCUUAUACCAUGCUAUGGGUUAUCGUCUUCUGCAACCAUUGUCGUUACCCGACUAAGGGUCGUCACAUGUUUGGCUCUGUUCCUACUAGUGGUAAUUUUGCUGCAAUCUGUUGACUCUGUUACAAUAUGAAUAUGCCCUUUAUCUCUCUGUUAAGCUUCCUGGUUCUUCAAGGAACAGUUGAAAAAUGCUUUUAAGAGGCAUGUAUGCAAUAGUGUUUAAUGUGACAAAGGCUUAUAAUCAAAGUAUUUGCAUAUUGAGUUUCUUAA